Dreissena polymorpha is the source of this 1519-nucleotide messenger RNA. RefSeq lists its product as uncharacterized. The transcript is spliced from 2 exons. NCBI's taxonomy places the organism in Eukaryota, Metazoa, Mollusca, Bivalvia, Myida, Dreissenidae. Gene Ontology annotation, molecular function: acyltransferase activity, transferring groups other than amino-acyl groups. The record is from RefSeq and is a predicted model, not a curated record. Bases 80 to 934 code for a protein of 284 amino acids.
GAUGCACUCUACGAAGAGGCUAUAUAAUGGACCCGUAAAUAAACUUAGAAAUACACAAUUUUAGUUCCACAUUUGCGAAAUGGAAAGUUCGUUUAAAGUGAGAAACGCAAAAGACGGAGAUGAAAAUUGUAUUAAUGAAGACUGGGUCGGUAUUGAUAUGACACGUCAUAAAGCCAACGUUGCGCAGGAUCCAAAGUACCUGAUGGUGACAGUAGAUGAGAAUGACGAAGCGGUUGGAUAUGGAGGAAUCACCCACGCCACACCGGAUAUUUUUUAUCUUGGAAACUUUAUUGUACGGGAGGACUUGAGAGGGAAAGGGAUCGGAAAAUUGAUAUGGCAGGCGUUGAUUGAACGAGCUGGGAACAGAAAUAUCGCUUUGGAUGCCGUAUCCUAUACGAGGGAUUGGUACGAAAACAACGGCUUCAAGUUUAGUACAUCAAAAGUAGCGUAUUUCAAUGUUUGCGUUAAUGAGGCUGUGAAGAAAUCGGUUCAGUCCGAAUACACGUGCAGGGAUUUGACAGAAGAUCUCUGGCCAAUGAUGGUGAAGUAUGACAGACAGGUGUAUCCUACAUUGAAUCGAGAGCGAAUUCUGCGGGCCUGUUUCUGCGUUGACAGCCAACGGGCUGUGGUUGCGUUGCAUAGUAACCAGGUAGUGGGGUAUGGAAGCAUUCAUGAAAAGCCCCAUCAAGAAUACGAGUUAAAGAACGUCUUUGCAGAUGAUGAAGGCGUUGUUGAAGCGAUGUUAAGAGAGCUUUUCAAAGAUGUACCGGAAGGUCGGGUCGUGCAUUUUGAGAAAAUCGAAGGAAAACCAAUGCCAAAGUAUCUUGAACGCAGCGAUUCUCCUUUUGACUUUUCUGGCAUCCGAAUGUAUAACAAAUAUCCUGUGGAGACAAUUGGAGACAAAAUGUGGUUAUCAUCUGCGACCAUCCUUUGAAACUUUUGUAAAAACUGAUCAACCGUUCAUAAAAGGGACGCAGUUUAGUUAUGAUUAUGCCGUAUAUAUUCGUAAAGGGACUUGUUCACAGUUUGGUAAAAUGACGAUUCUCAAUAUAAUUGUCAUCAAUGUAAAAGAAAGUGAGCACUAUGUUUAAACAAUCAAAAUGACAUUCCUGACGAAGGAAAUAUUUUUUUUAAAUACUGGAUUAUUAACGGAUAACCAUCGUUUCUUAUCGGUUGUAUAAAACGUGUGUAGCGCGUUUCCUAAAUACGUUUGAACAAACGUGUAAAAAACGUGUUGUGCUUACAUAGUGUUUAUGAUGCGCGAAAAAACUAAAGCCUGUAUAUUGAGCUUAAUAUGUAAAAAUCUCGUUGCAUAUAUGAACAAAACAAAACAAUUGAUUUCACGUUUUGUUUGUUAAUUGUGUUUGUUAAUUUGGCAACCUUCUGAACUGGUGAUAGUUUUGUGUCUGUUUGUUACAGUAGAAUGCUUGACUUUUAGUUAAUGUAACACUCACCAUUUUUGGCUGGGCUAGAGAGCCGACAGCAGAGCCAGAACUUUUAUGAUAAAAUUUUCAACGCA